UUAUUCACACUUCCGUCCAUUAAAUAUCUGAAUGAACAGUUAUUGUGGUGGGAAACCUAAAUGACAAUUUCAGGAAGUGGGUGAUUAAAGAAAACACUUGGAGUGUGAAAAGUGGACCAGAAUAGCGCGUGCGCUGAUGACACAGAAAUAGACUUCGGAGCUCCUCCUCAUUUGACUUACAGGAAGACCGAACAAACCUGCUGCAGUUAGACCUGAGCGGACGAACGUCCCUCUGCACGGGAAAAGUGAUGUGGGCUCAAAAAGUGGGGGAACAGCUGGGCCACCCAACACGAUCAGUAGCAGGAUGGCUGGUCAGUAAGUUCCUCAAAACGUACAACCAGGUCCUCGAGGAGAAUACUGUGCGGCUGAGUGGGAUCCAGCCUGGGGACACAGUGCUGGAACUGGGUCACGGCCCAGGUUUGGGUCUACAGUCAGCAGCCAAACUGCUAACAGAGCCCACAGGCCGCCUUAUAGGGGUUGAUUACUCAGAGUACAUGCAUCAGAUGGCAAGUGAACGACUGAAGGAACUUGUGGCAUGUGGGAAAGUGACACUACACCACUGUGAUGUCGCAGCAUUGCCGCUGGCAGACAGCAGUGUGGAUAAAGUCUUCCACUGUAACUGCUACUACUUCUGGCCUGACCUCAAGAAAGGAGCUUCAGAGAUUCACCGGGUAAUGAAACCAGGAGGCCUGAUGGUGACCACGCUGAGGCUGUCCAGUGUAGCUGCUUUUGCAGCAAAGCGAGUGUUGCCAGGGGAGAACUGGCGCCCGGAGGCCUACAUGGCAGCUCUGAGGGAAUCUGGCUUCACUGAUGUCAGAAUGGAGGACAAACAACACAAACACAUUACUUUUCAGGCUAUCUACGCCACUGCCUUAAAAUAAGAAAUUGUGUAUGCUCUA
Seriola dumerili (greater amberjack) is the source of this 899-nucleotide messenger RNA. RefSeq lists its product as uncharacterized. The record is from RefSeq and is a predicted model, not a curated record. Gene Ontology annotation, biological process: sterol biosynthetic process. Gene Ontology annotation, cellular component: endoplasmic reticulum. Lineage: Eukaryota; Metazoa; Chordata; Actinopteri; Carangiformes; Carangidae. The coding region runs from base 249 to 881 and encodes 210 amino acids. Gene Ontology annotation, molecular function: sterol 24-C-methyltransferase activity. The transcript is spliced from 4 exons.